AUGGGUCAAGAUGCAUUAGAUGUAUUCUUCAGCGACCAUUCGGGCAACGAUUUCAACACCCUCUUCGCCUCCCUCCCACCGGAGAGGCACUACCACGCAGCUGGGGUGCCGGGCUCCUUCCACGGCCGCCUAUUCCCUUGCAGUUCCAUCAGCGUGGCGCACUCCUCCUUCGCUGUCCAGUGGCUCUCCAAGCAGCCUCAGGGGGCGCCUAACGAGGGCAGGAUCCACUGCUCGGAUGCGCCUGAGGCCGUGCUCAAGGCCUACUCUGAUCAGUAUGAAAAGGAUUUAGGAGAUUUUGUGAGUGCGAGAGGAGAGGAGGUUGUGAGCGGAGGACUCAUGAUUCUGGUAUUCGCGGCUGCUCCUGACGGAAUCCCCCAUUCGGAGAUUCUCACGAGUGUCCUCUAUAGUUAUCUUGGACAUUGUCUAAUGGAGCUGGCUAAUGAGGGAGUGGUUGAGAAGAAGAAGAUAGAUGAGUUGAACUUGCCUCUCUACGAUCCGAGAGAGGGGGAGGUGAGGAGGGUGAUAGAGAGGAACGGGUGCUUUAGCGUUGUGAAGAUGGAGUUGCUGUAUCCGUUUGAGACUAGAGAGAUUGAGGUGGGUAGCUUGAUUGUGCCGUUGAGGGCUGCACUAGAAGGUGUUUUCAUCGCUUGCUUUGGGAAUUCAGUGGUGGACAAAGUUUUCAGCAAAAUGUUUACCAAAACUGAUGAAAUUGCUAAGAGGUUGGAGAGUGUGCAUGAUCAUGCUCAGCUCUUUCUUGUGUUGAAGCGCAAAUGAUUCAUUGGGAUUGCUUCUAUUUUCAAGUUUAAUUUCCUCAUGAGUAAGGAGUAAUAAUGUGGCAUCAUUUUGUAUUUGUCAAUCGGAGUUUCACUGUAUUUGGUAACUUAAUAAAUCGAAUUUGUCA
Salvia hispanica is the source of this 901-nucleotide messenger RNA. The record is from RefSeq and is a predicted model, not a curated record. NCBI's taxonomy places the organism in Eukaryota, Viridiplantae, Streptophyta, Magnoliopsida, Lamiales, Lamiaceae.